This is a messenger RNA of Capsaspora owczarzaki ATCC 30864, 1465 nucleotides long. RefSeq lists its product as hypothetical. Lineage: Eukaryota; Filasterea; Ministeriida; Capsasporidae. The coding region runs from base 1 to 1215 and encodes 404 amino acids. The record is from RefSeq and is a predicted model, not a curated record. Gene Ontology annotation, molecular function: dephospho-CoA kinase activity. Gene Ontology annotation, biological process: coenzyme A biosynthetic process. The transcript is spliced from 7 exons.
AUGAAGUUCCACGAAGAUACGAACACUGCCGACACUAUGCUCGUGGUCAUCAGCGUCCCCCUCACCGUUGAGCAGGAUCAAACGCUCGGUAUUACCAACAUCCAGACACUGCUGCCGGCGUUGCGACGGGACUUGCGGGCGUCCCACCCACUCAUUGGGAAGGAAUCGCGCAUCCUGGUGCAGCUCCUCCCUGAGGCGCCCACGCACGACAACACCGACGCUCAGGCUCCUCAGUUGUGCGCACUCUGGCACCGUGUACCGUGGGAGCAGAUGAAGAAGUUCUUGAGCUGCGCGUACGAGGCGUUCAUGGAUGCAAGCAACCCAGUCCAGCGGAUUGAGAUUUCGCUGCUUGGUUUCGCUGCAUUCAACAUUCCACUGAGCAAAUCCGACUCGAGAAUCAAGCGGUUCGGACGGGUAAAUGCUGCAAAAGAUGGUUGGAAUUUGGCUUCUGUGCCUGAUGCCCAGUGGACGCGCGAAAUGAAGCUUGUGCCCAAAGAAACAAAGCCUUUCGACGCCGCGUCAAGCUUGACCAGCAGCAAUUGGCCGGUUGCUGACGAUGUGUGCUUGGGAGGCACGUUUGAUCACAUGCACAAUGGCCAUCGCAUCUUGCUCACGGUGGCAGUCUUGCUUGCCCGCCGGCGCCUCGUUUGUGGUGUUACUGACGGAUCCCUGCUCGCAAACAAAAAGCGCAAGGAGUUGGUAGAACCCCUUCAGCAACGGAUCAACGCAGUUCGUGACUUUUGCCAUGUGAUUCGACCAGACCUGGCGAUCGAGUUCCAUGCAAUUGUCGACAUGUACGGACCAGCUGGCACCGACGCCGACUUGGAUCUACUGGUUGUUUCAGAAGAAACGAAGGGAGCUACCCCACUCAUCAACGAGAAACGGAGCGCGAAUGGAAUCCCAAAGAUGCUCAAGCCUGAACUGGUUGAACUUGUCCAGAGCGAUUUGCACAGUGCAGAGAAGCUGUCAUCCACCCAGAUUCGCGAAUGGAUUGCGCACACCUCGACUGAGGGAGCCAAGCCGCCGACUGGACAGGCAAUCACUGUCCAACGUGUCGGCCGGACGGGGCACAUCGAGAAAUCAAAGACGCAGGGCUCCCGAAAACCAAGAGGUGCGGCGGCAAUCAUUGCUCCUGUAUUGAGUCAAUCUCCGGAAGCACUCGCAAGCGGUCGAGUACUACGUCCGAGGAGAACGAGCACUACGCAGGCGCGGUAACAAAGCAGCAACUGGCGGGCUAGUUUUUUGGUUGGACAAGCCCGUCGUGUUCGAGGGUCCAUACGAAUUCCACAGCUAUGCUGGACCAAGGCAGUUAGGUUUGGAUGGCGUCGGAGUAAACACAGAGGCUCAAUGGCAAGUGAAAAGAACAAACAAACAAACAAACAAACAAAAAAAAAAAAAAACAAACAAACAAACAAACAAACAAACAAAAAAAAAAACAGCAAUAAAAACAAAGCUCGAAUCAAAC